This is a messenger RNA of Penicillium paradoxum, 468 nucleotides long. RefSeq lists its product as uncharacterized. NCBI's taxonomy places the organism in Eukaryota, Fungi, Ascomycota, Eurotiomycetes, Eurotiales, Aspergillaceae. The transcript is spliced from 2 exons. Bases 1 to 468 code for a protein of 155 amino acids. The record is from RefSeq and is a predicted model, not a curated record.
AUGACCCGACCAACCAAACCAACCCCCCAACCCGACCCCCUCGACCCAAUCUCCGAAUGGCGCGCCUGGCAAACCCUCACAAUCAUCUACACAAUCCUCAUAAACCGCCAAAUCCGGCGGCGCUGGCUCCUCGAACAAAAAUGCAUGCAAGACCGCCCUCUAUCCGAACGCUUCCGCCCAGUAAUCUUCCUCGAAGCAAUCCCAACCCUCCAAAAGCCCUCUCCAGCACUCGCCUCCAGCCCCCUCAACGCCCGACCCAUGGCCGCGCUGCGCGAGAGAACAGCCCUCCUCCGCGCGCGCGUCGAGAAGGGCAAGGAACUCGCCACCGAGAUCGAGCGGCGCAUGGUCGCGACGCCGGUGAUUCGCUUUCCGACGCACUUCUGCCAUACCUGCGUGCAGGACGGCGAGAGGGUAGAGGUCCUAUUGACGAAGUGCGGGCAUCGGUCUAUCGGAACCUUGAAUGACUAG